CUGAUACUUGGACAAAGAACUCACAAGCCAAAAGCCCCUGCAGGCCAAAAGGGUUCAGAAGACUAGGACAGCAAAGUAAACAGAAAACUUCUUCCAAAUCUGGAUCCUCAAAAAUAUCAACUUCAUCCGUCCGAAGACGAAGACGAUGAUGAGAACAAUAAAAAUGAAGAUAAAGGAUAUCAGUACAGUCAUUUCUACAAUCAGCAUUUUCAUCAGCCAGAUAAAAGCGUUGGAAAAUCAUCAAUAGAUAUCCACCAAGAAAAAUGGCCAGACCUGAUUUCAUCUGGCCAAACAUUGGAUCCAAAUCACCAACACAUCAAAUCUGCAAAGUUUAAAGGGAGAAUGCAAGACGUUUCCAAUCAAGGGUCAACAAGAUUGAAGCCUAAAAGAGCAAAAGGAAAUAGUAUAGAGAUCCCUGGUGGGCGCAUUUUUCGAUCCACAGGAAGAAAGGACCGGCACAGCAAGGUCGGUACUGCUAGAGGUCCGAGGGACAGACGAGUUAGACUAUCACCAAACACUGCUAUCGAGUUCUAUGACGUGCAAGACCGGCUUGGCUAUGACCGUCCCAGUAAAGCCAUUGAUUGGCUAAUGAAGGAGGCAAAAGCUGCUAUUGAUGCUCUUGAGCAUGAUUCUAGCUAUGCUACCACAACCAAUCUUGAUGGUUGCAGCAUUUUGAUGCAACCAAGAAAUCCUCUACCAGAAAAAGGCCUUGAUGUUCAAGAAGAGAGCAGAAUUAACUGCUCAGAAUCUGCAUGUAGAAUUGACGGCCAAGAGUAUAUGAAUAACGAUGAUACCUCCAUCAACAAUUUCAGUUUCUUUUCCAUGGAAAAUGGUGUCAUUCCAACCACAUCCUCACUUGGCUUCUAUAGCUACCCACAUGGUGGUGAUCUUAGUACUUCAAGAAACAAUAAAAGUCAAACACAAGGGCUUUCUCCGUCUUUCCACACUGUCCAAGAUUUCUCUUUUCUUUUUUCUGGUGGUCAACAGGGUCUAAUUCCGCCACCCUCCUCCUCAUCCCACUGUCAAGGUGAAAUCAAUUCAGAAACGGCUAGAUGUCAAAGAAUUUUGGCUUGGAAUUCUAAUUCUAGCAAUGCAAAAGGAUCUCAGGAGACUCUAGUCAACUCUGAGCUGCCACUACAUUUUCCAUCACCUUUUGACCAGAAUCAGUUGCUUUUUCACAGGGAACCCCUUCAGUCCAGCUUCUCUCCAAUCCGUGGUCCAACAUUGGAUAGCCAAUUUCCAAAUUUAUGUUUUUCAAGCGCUAGAUUUUCCAGUGAUGGUGGGUUAUCAGAACUUUCUGCUGCAGCCAGAAUUCCAGGCCCUGAGAAGCAAAAGCCAGUUUCUAGCAAGCCAUCUUCACCUACAAAUCUUCUGCAUUAUCAAGACUAAUCAUCUUCUAGGUUUCAUCUUUUUUGUGCUUUGUAGGUGUAUGUUUUAUUAUGUUACUAUAAUUUCUUUAAUGUUAUUGUAGCUGAUUUGCUAAUGUGCCUUUGUUAAAUUUGGGUGUUGAUAGCAAUUGUUAUGAAGAGGUGUAGCUAUCAGCUGAAAGGUCAGUGGUUGGCAUCUGUUGCUUUCACUUCAAUAGUUUCAAGUUUGGUAAUACACCAACAUGCACUUUCAAAAUUGUUGCCCAUUUUCAGAAAGUACGCAAAUUUGGCAUUCACUAUGCAUGAUUGUCUUGGCUACAUCACUUUUCUUUCUUGGAUACGAACAUCUCCUAGCUGUCAG
Coffea arabica (coffee) is the source of this 1728-nucleotide messenger RNA. Its product is annotated as transcription factor TCP3-like. Gene Ontology annotation, molecular function: DNA-binding transcription factor activity; sequence-specific DNA binding. Gene Ontology annotation, cellular component: nucleus. The record is from RefSeq and is a predicted model, not a curated record. Lineage: Eukaryota; Viridiplantae; Streptophyta; Magnoliopsida; Gentianales; Rubiaceae.